GGCUCUGGCUUGGGGCAGGGGCACAGCGGGCAGACCCCGCCGAGGGGCCCGUUGUGACCAAGAGCUGCGGGCAGAGGCGGCCGCGGAGGCGCCGGGCCCCGAGCGUGUGAGGCCGCAGGAGGGGGACGUGCAGCUACGGUGAGAGACAAAACCUGUAGUUCAGUGGCGGCAGCAGCGUUGUGCAUUGGGUCCUCUUCAUUUUUUAAUUCUCAGAGGCAGAUGGAGGAGGUGUAAGUUUCUGACAGUCUCCACACGUUGCUUUCGCAUGUUUCUCUGUGAGGAUGUUAGGUACGAGCAUGGCCUUGAUGUGUUUUCCUUUCACACGAACAUUUUUUGUACUGACCCACUGCCUUGGGCUAUCUUGUGAGCCGGUUUUCUGGUGUUAUCGUUGCAGUAUGCUGUUUCCCUUUUAGGUAAGAAAUAGCUGUAACAGGUCUGCGGCAGGCUUCUUACAGUGUGAGCCUCACAGUCUGUCAUGGUGCUCCCCAGGUCUCUGUGGGCGUGUGUGAAAGAAGGAUAAAAUUUGUACAUUUUGCCUUAAACAGUAGGACUGUACUCAGCGUUUUGCAUACACCUCUAUGAGUAUACAUGUGACAUUUUCCAUUUCUGCAUCCUUCCUUACAUUGGUUGUCUAUCUGUUAUUCACAUCAGAUCUGGGAUUGCUUUUAAGAAGCAGAAAUAAUGUAUUAUUCUUGUUAUGUUCAAAGGACAAAUAACUGAUUUUCAGCUUCAAGCUAAUGCGAUGGGACCAAGCAAGCCAGCUGUGUCUGAUGCUGCAUUUGCACUCACUGCCCGGCUCUACAAGAAUGAAGCACAGGCUUUACAAACACAGCUCCAGUUUAAUAGAAAUGUUCCUACAGUUCCAGAGAACUUGGCUCUCAGGUUCUCUAACCCCCGUCCGAUUAUAAUAGAAAAACUGAAGGCAUCCAGUGAUCAGAGAACUCUGUCUGGAAUUGAGGACCCCAGCAUAAGAAGCUCUGGCAUGUUUUCAGUGGUAUCUGAGGAGAGGCUAAAACUAGCUACUCAGCUAGCCAAAAGGGACAUAAAACGAAGACAUCUUGAAGACCAAGUGAAACAGAAGGUGUUUGGAGAUGCUGUCAAAAAAGUAUUGUUGGUCCAGAAGUCAGAGCAGCAGAAGACCCAGGCAUUUGAAAAUCCGGAAAGUAAAAAUGCACUGAAGUCUCCAACUUGCUUGAAAUAUCAGCAGAAAUUUGGUCAGCCUUCCAGAGUGGAGACUACAACCUCUGGUGCUAAAGUUUAUCUCUACACACCAACUGAGGGAAAGGUCAUACCAGCUAUUGUGGACUCUCCACUCACCCAUGACAGAGGAGCAGACCCCAAGCCAACUGUGAACAAAAAAGAAGAUAAAAAUAUGCAGGAAGUCCGAAGGCUGCAAAAGGAAUUGAGGAGCUAUGUCCAGAAAAUUGAAGAGCUGUCUAAGAAAGGGAGACAGAGGGAAAUUUUAGAUCCUGAUGAAGAGCAACGAGUCUGUGCUAGGAGACAGAAACAAGCUGCACGGUCAGCUCGGAUGCUGUAUGUACUCCAGCAACAGGUAAAAGAAAUACAGGAUGACUUAGAGAAAUUGAGUCCUCAUAAAAUCAAACAUCCUAAAAUGUCUCUAGCAGUAUCCAGAUUGGCAGCAGCACACAGAGGAGCUGUACGAGCCUUGCAGGCAUUUGCCAAUCAGUUUGCAGAACAAACAGAGCAGCAGAUUCUUACUCACCACAAGCAAUUGGGCAGUCUCAUUCGACAACUGUCCCUGUGUUCUGCCAAACUAGGAGUGAAUUCUUCCAUUUCUGACAUCGUCAUAGAUAUUUUGCUGCAAGUUGAGGUUAUGGAUUCACUGCUGGAAAAGAAACAGACACCCAAAAAAGCGAAGAAAUGUAUUUCAUCAUCUCAGGGCAAAUCUCCAAGGAAUACUGAGACAUUUCCAGUCAGAAAGCAGCUUUCAUCUCCAAAAGGAGAAAACAAACCUCUCAUCUUAAAGGGACAGCAUGGAUACGAACCUAGAAAACCUCCAACUGCCCGGAGUCUCUUGAGUGCAGUUCAGAAGGGAACCAGUUGUGCUCAUAUAUUGCACACUAAAUUCCGAGAAGAAAAUGACCCACCUACUCCAGACAGAAAUGCCACUUUACAAGGAAGCAUAGAUGCAUUGGUGAGAGUUAGAGCUGUAAAAAAAGAUCCCGUCCUCGAAAGUGUCCCAUUGAAGAAGAAAGGUGUGUCAGUACCUACAAAAUCACAGGGAAUGCAGAAAUCUCUCCAAUCAAGACAAGUACAUCCUAAAGGAAAGCAUACCCGAUUUCAAGAGACAAGGAUGGCUUUCCAGCUAAGAGAGAACAAACAGCUGGUCAAGGACAGAAGAACCUGCAUUCCUCCAAGCCCAGUGUCUCCACCUGAUCCAUCUCAGCGACUAGCAUCUCUUGAAGCAGAAACUUCAAGAAGAGCAAAGGUUCUAGCUGUCCCUAGCAGCAAAGAAAUGAAAAAAAUGCAGAAGUUAAGGUCACCAAGUGCUUCUCCAACCCAGCAUGCAGACAAAUUUGAGAAGGAUGCAUGGGAGCCCUUGGAACCUCUAUUGGAUAGGACACAGCAGGUUGCAGCCAAUGCAGAUAUUCUGACUGAAAAACUAUUGGAUGAUCUUUUGGAAGACACUGCUCAGGAGCUGUGGAGGAUGGAGCAGCAGGAGAGACUCCAGACAGAAGCUGUGCCCAUGGCUGACACUCAUAGUCUGGAGACAAUGUUGCAAAGAAUGGAAGAAAUUGAAAGGUACCAGGAGGCCGUACGCAGGAGAUUCAGCCAGAUCGUGUACAGUGAUUCGGACUUUUGGGCCCAGGAAGACAAAAUGGAGCGACAGAUUGCACCAAUAGCUGAAAUACCUGCACCUCCUCAUCCAAUUCAGAUAACCAAAUUAAUUGGACACACAGAGUCAGAAAUGGACAUUUUAUUUGAAAAACUUUUUGAUGGCAAUGAUAUUGAUAAAAACGAAGAAGCAGAAGAGAAACUGCAGACUGGAAAUUACAUUCCAGAGCCCUUGACUUCGGAUUCUCUACAUAAAGAGCGCUGUAUGUCUCUCACCGUGCCAAAGCAUAUGCUCCAGAACAUCUUGGAUUAUAAAAGCAGAUACAGCCAUCACUUAAAGCUUAUUUCCCAUGAGGCAGUAGGCAAUUUCAACCCGUGGCAGAUUGCUGAGAGUCUUGCAGAGCAACUGACAGAAGAAGCCCUGUGUGAUGUGGCAGCAGAGCUGCAGGAUGUUUGUGAGGAUUAUGCAGAAGCUGUGUUUACAUCAGAGUUUUUGCAGCCAGUGCAGUAAAUGCUUUCACAUCUGCCCUACCUUCAAAUGCAACAUCAGCCUCAGUCUUAACAGAUUAUCUCAUUUUUUAAUGUCAUUUUUUUGUUGAUUUUUUUUUUUUUUUAAGUCUAAGAGAUUCUGUUCACCAAAUUAAUUAAGUUCAUCAAGGAUUCAUCUCAGGUUUUUAUAAAUCCAUUAUCGUAAUGUUUUCCUUUUCAGACUUUAUAAUACUGCAUUUAUCAGGACUCGCUUCUUUUAGCCAGUGUUUCAAUAGAAUGAAGUAAACUGUUACAGGUAAAAUUUAUGUAUUUUUAUAGGAAUACUAAUGCAUUUGUAUACCUGUAUUACUUCACUCAUUUUAUGUGUGAUCUUACUAGAGUAAAAUACUGCAAGGAGGGCUGGGUUCAAGCAGUGUCAUGGAUUUAGCUGUACUAUGCCUCAAUUUUCUGCUUUAAAAUAGAGAGAAUCUUACUUACCUACCUCAGAAGGGAACUAUGGGUUUUAGUUUAUUCUUUUCAGUAAAAUGCAUUGAAUGUAUCUAAUAGAUGUGUUGGAAGAAUGAAAUGUUAGUGAUGUUUCUAAAUCUGAGAUGGAACAGUCCAGACUAAAAGCUGUUUGGUUUGCUCUUUUGGACUUUCACUAUCAUGUAAGAAAGACUGUUGUCUGACCACCAUGCUUAGCAUAGAUCCUAGGAGUAGUUCUUCUGAGGAUGUGGCUAUCCAGAGGGAGGAUUCUUACAGCACAGCAAUAGGUAGAAGUAAGCAGCAUUGGCUGUACUCAUAGGCCAACAGUCUACUUGGACUCUUGCAAUUAACUUCUGAAUUUAAUGCCUCUUCUUUUGGUUUCUGAAUAUCACUAGGGCAUUAUGCACAGACAAAUGAGACUUUUCAGUAGAAGCAUAUGAUGGAGAUUUUCUUUCUUUUUUCUUAAACUAGUCUAAAAUAUUAUGAUUUUAUCAGCAUUUACUAAUCCAACCCCACAUUCCUUACUCUUAUGAAUCCUAUUGAAAUCAAGAACAAAAAAAUAAAUGAACAAUUGGCAUUUCUGCAAUAUUGAAUUAACUUGUUUAGUUCAAGUAAUCAAUGCACUCCUUUGGAUUAUGUGUGGAGAGAGAGAUGAGUAAUAAUUAUUUAUGGUAGUAUUCUAGGGAAACGCAAACUCACCCCUUGAGGUAAGCCAAAAACCAGUAAGGCAGCCUGUUUCCUGUGAGACUUUUCUCCAGUAGCGUUCAACCUACAACCCAAUAAUUUUUAAUCUUCUAAGAUUACUUUUUUAUUGCCUCUAAUCAGACUAUACAUUUUAAAAUAAUUUUGUUUUUAUUGAAGCGUGGUUUACUGUUCUGUUUGUCUUGAAAUUUACACAAAAUGCAAUGAUGUAAAUGCUACUGCUGAUGUGUGACUUUCCUGACGUGCCAUUUCUGUGAUUCAAAAUGCCGUCUUUUUUUUUUUUCUUUCUAAGAUUAUAGAGAUAAGCCUACUUUUAAAUCCAAAAGAUCAAAGCCGUACUGUCUCUAUGUAUGUGUUUGUAUGCUUGCUGAAAGUAUUUUCAAGAUAUUUUAUUUUUUAAUAAACAACACUUGUUUCUUAGGACUUAA
This is a messenger RNA of Apus apus (common swift), 4880 nucleotides long. RefSeq names its product KIAA0753 ortholog. Gene Ontology annotation, biological process: protein localization to centrosome; centriole replication. Gene Ontology annotation, cellular component: centriolar satellite. The coding region runs from base 698 to 3307 and encodes 869 amino acids. The record is from RefSeq and is a predicted model, not a curated record. Lineage: Eukaryota; Metazoa; Chordata; Aves; Apodiformes; Apodidae. The transcript has 15 exons.